Molecule: messenger RNA, 2396 nt
Organism: Sinocyclocheilus grahami
Lineage: Eukaryota; Metazoa; Chordata; Actinopteri; Cypriniformes; Cyprinidae
Gene: st6gal2b
Product: ST6 beta-galactosamide alpha-2,6-sialyltranferase 2b
Exons: 8
Coding region: 501-1820 (439 amino acids)
Biological process (GO): sialylation
Cellular component (GO): Golgi apparatus
Molecular function (GO): beta-galactoside alpha-2,6-sialyltransferase activity
Source: RefSeq, a predicted model, not a curated record
AACACACUGAGGGCGGGCUGAAUCUGUAGGCUAGUCGUCUCUCUUUCGUUGUCUGCACUCAUUAGAUCUCGUCGCAGAGUUUUGAGAGCUUCAAGUAGAGCGUGACUUAUAAUAACAUCAUGCGAAGGCAAUAGCGAAACUGACAAAAGAUAAUGACAGAGAGAAAAUACGCAGGUCCAGUUCUCUGGCGAGGAAACGGCACAUUGGAUUAAUGCUUUAAUGUAGCGAAUGUUCACACGUGGGCAUUUAUUAUAAUUUUUUAUUUUGUUAAAUACAAGCCUUGCUGAACGGAGCGGGUGCGAGGGGUUGAAUGCAGCCGCGCGAAGCGAACUGUCUACCGCUACAGUUAGUGCUGGAAGCGGUCCAUGGAGGAAGAAGACAGACGUCAUGAUAUUCCACAAAGGAUAACAGGUUGGUGCUGUCAGCGGUCCAUGGAGGAAGAAGACAGAUGUGAUGAUAUUCCACAAAGUAUAACAGGGUGAGAGUUGUGGAACAGGGUGAUGGGAGUCCAGGACUCUCUAUUGCCAGGAUUACGGCAUGUCAUGAAGCAGUCGGCUCAACUUCUGCUGCUGGUUCUAAUGCUCUGGAUGCUGCUUUUCCUUGCUGUCUUUACCUACUUAACUGACUCGAGUUCCCUUUUCAACUCUGAAUCUCAACACUCAACCUAUGUUCAGCAUAGUGCCCAGGCCAUCAUGGCGUCCCAUAAUUCCCGCUGGGGUCUGUAUGCAGAGAGGAGGGGUCCUUUCCAGCGCAGGCAAGUGUUUCAACCUCCUCGCACUAGAGAAGAAUUUCAUUUCAGGAAUUCUGAUGAACGUCCUAAAAAAGUGACUCCUAACAGUAACUACAGUAAUGACUAUUUUUCCAAUGGGUGGUCGCUGGUUCGUGGUCUGUGGAAGGGACAAGUGUCCUCCAAAAUGCUAAGCCAACGACUACGGCGAGCCAUGAGGGACCAUGUUCACUCUAAUAAGCACAAAGUUCUCUACAAAGGCCAACAAAAGACAACCAAGAGUAGACAGGAGAUGCUGUGUGAGAUGAAACAGCAAGCAAAACUCAGGACUCUGGAUGGCUCUGAACAGCCCUUUUCUCACCUAGGUUUUCAACAGCUGGCUCCUUAUAAAUUGCAGCAGAUGUACACAACAUGUGCUGUGGUGACUUCAGCAGGGGCAAUACUUAACUCAUCACUGGGACGUGAAAUUGAUUCCCAUGAUGCAGUGCUGCGUUUCAAUGCUGCACCCUGCAAGGGCUAUGAAAGAGACGUGGGCAGCAAGACAACCAUUCGAAUCAUGAACUCUCAGAUUCUAGCAAACCCCAAACACAAAUUCAACAGCAGUUUGCUCUAUAAGAACAUUACCUUGGUAGCCUGGGAUCCUGCUCCUUAUAACAUUGACCUGCAUAAGUGGUACCAACAUCCAGAUUAUGACCUGUUUACUCCAUACAUAAAUCACAGGAACAAUUUCCCCGAGCAGCCCUUUUAUAUCCUGCAUCCUUCAUUUAUCUGGAAACUCUGGGAUAUUGUGCAAAGCAACACACUGGAGAACAUUCAACCCAACCCUCCUUCCUCAGGAUUUAUAGGUAUAGUUGUGAUGAUGAACUUUUGUGAGGAGGUCCAUGUGUACGAGUACAUUCCUUCCAUGAGACAAACUAAUCUGUGCCAUUACCAUGAGAUGUAUUACGACGCGGCCUGCACAUUUGGGGCAUACCACCCUCUGCUUUACGAGAAACUGCUUGUCAAGCGAAUGAGUACAGCUUCUGAGAAGGACCUCAAGAAAAAGGGAAAGGUCACACUGCCAGGAUUCAGUAACAUCAAGUGUCCACUGUGAUUUACAGACUCAAACGUACAGUCGCAUAAAAAGGUGUACUGGUCUUCAAAACUGUACGAGCCCUUCAAACUUAAACUAACAGACUUUUAUCAUCUAAUAGGAGUUUUACCCAUAGUUCUUGUAACAAACUGAGACAAGACAUUAUAAUGAGGAGGGUAAUUAACCAAUUUCAAAAGUCUGAUCAUCUCAGAUGGUCCUUAUGCUGAAAGACAUUGCAGCUAAGACUCGCAACAGAGUCAAAAAUGGCCUAAUGACCUUAAAAUGACCAAAAUUUUGAGAUUACAUAUGCUGUGUACACAAAACAUGGUUGUGAUGCAGCACAAAAUGAGUUUCAAAAUAAAUUCUCAAUUUGAAUGUUUAAAUAUGGUAAGCUACAUUACGAAAUGAGUCAAAAUGGAAAGAGAUUUCUCUUUUCUGUCUAUCUGAGCUGUUCUCAUAAUAUUUUGUGGUAAUUUGUGAUUAAAUCUCUUGCUGUUGUCAUUGGUUGAAUGACACUUCAAAGCUGUUAAUGUACUAUAAUGUAAUAUAAGCAGGGCCGUUUCUAGCCAAUUUGAUGCUCUAGGCGAAAUCCCUAUU